Fomitiporia mediterranea MF3/22 is the source of this 711-nucleotide messenger RNA. RefSeq lists its product as uncharacterized. The transcript has a single exon. NCBI's taxonomy places the organism in Eukaryota, Fungi, Basidiomycota, Agaricomycetes, Hymenochaetales, Hymenochaetaceae. Bases 1 to 711 code for a protein of 236 amino acids. The record is from RefSeq and is a predicted model, not a curated record.
AUGGCGGUUCGCGUUAAACGCCCUCCGCCUGUCCCCUCACCCUACUCAAAGCCCACUGCCCAGGACCAGCUAAUGGCCCUGUUCUACUCGAAAACCGAGUCGCUACUCUUGACAGCAUUGAGAAACUCCAAGUGCCGCCUGUGCGACGAGUUCGUCUCAGGCCCCAUAUCGCACAUUCGCCAAAUGCACCAACUUGGUGUAAACGCUACCUUCGACUGCCCUAUGUGUUUUAAGGCAGUCUCCCUAAACCUCUGCAUAGACCACUUCAGGGUCAAGCAUGCAGACUCCUUCCUCUCCCCUGUAAAGUGUGGGGAAAUCGUUGCCAGAGCACUCCUAGCUACUGGCAACACCCCUGCACAGACGCAAGUCCCUAACCCUGAACCAGUUGGUGCUCAGCCAUCCAGCCCAGCACCCGAAGCACUUCUUCCGACACCCACUCACUGCCUCAGCUGGUCUGAGGAAAUGGACGAAACCAUGCCCCACAUUGGCAUCCUCACUAACGACCCACACACAGUAACAGGCCAUCAGGAAAGGCAUGAGGCAGUACAGGCUACUGUCACACCUAUCCCACACCCCCACUGUAAGGCUGCUAUAAGCAGCCUUCUUGCAGUUUGCAAAUAUGCAAACAGCCUGGCUGAUGCCAUUCUCAAUGCUGAGGAUCACUUCAUGCCCCCUAUUUUGGACAAAACCUCAACAGAGGAAAUGUGCUGA